AUGUGUGUAGGUUUUGAAGAUGGAUUGAAGGAUAAGAUUAAGAUGCUAGUAGGAGCUUUAGAGGUUCGUGAAUUUAUUGUGUUCUCUGAUAGAGCCCAGAAAAUGGAAGAGAUUUGUGAAAGGUUUUCGGGAAGAGAUCAGUUGAGACAGAAUAGCAAGAAAUCUCUGGCUCCUUCAGUGGCUAGUGUAGGCAUUGUGAAGAAUUCAAAUAGAGCAGAGUGUAAGCAAUGUAGACGGGUUCACUUUGGUGUCUGCAGAAUUAACGGUGGGACAUGCUUUAAUUGUGGAUCUCUAGACCAUUUCAAAAGAGAGUGUCCAAGUAUAAAAAAGCCUAUUAAAGAACAUAAUGAGAAACUAGUGGCCACUUCUAACAGAGGUGAAAGACCUGGAAAUAGUGCAAUGACUGGGGCCAACAGAGGUGGGGUUAAAGAGUCAGUGACCAAAUCUGAAGCCAGGGCUCCUGCAAAAACGUAUGUCAUUCGUGCGCAAGAGGAAGCAUCAGGACCUGAUGUUAUUAUGAGUCAUAAAUUUCCUGCUGACUUAAUGUUGUUACCCUUCAAUGAGUUUGAUGUCAUCUUGGGCAUGGGUUGGUUAAAAAUGCAUGAUGUUGUGGUUUGUUGUCGUCAAAAAAGAGUUGAGUUGAAAGGUUCUAAUGGUGAAGUAAUCUUCAUUGAGUUUGAGAGAUCAAACGAUACUUUAAAUAUAAUUUCGGCAAUGAAAGCACUUAAGUCAUUGCGAAAGGGCUAUGAAAUGUUUUUGGCUUACAUUUUGGAUUCCAAGGUGUUAGAGAGGAAAGUGGACCAAGUACCUAUAGUUUGUGAAUUCCCAGAUGUUUUCCCUGAAGAAUUUUUGAGCUUACCAUCAGAGCGAGAAGUUGAAUUUGUCAUUUAG
Molecule: messenger RNA, 891 nt
Organism: Gossypium arboreum
Lineage: Eukaryota; Viridiplantae; Streptophyta; Magnoliopsida; Malvales; Malvaceae
Exons: 3
Coding region: 1-891 (296 amino acids)
Molecular function (GO): zinc ion binding; nucleic acid binding
Source: RefSeq, a predicted model, not a curated record